UGUUGAAAAUCUUUGGAUAGUGUGAAGAACAAGGAAAAAAAAAACAACUCUUGCAAAAGAAAAAUUCUCUCUCUUUUUUUCUUUAUCUCUUUCUUUGGGAGCUGAAUAUAUUGAUGUAUGUGUUGAAAAAAUUGUGAAUUUUGGAGCAUAUUGUUUUUUCAUAUAUUUCAUCCUUCUAUAUGGUCAUGGAUGAUACUUUGAAUGGAUUCUCUCCUGUUUCAACUCCUAAGAUUUUCUGGAAAUCUAGAAAGAGAUCAGCUAGUGGCAUGAAUUUAGAGGUAUCGUCGGAAGACAUCGAUAAAAAAGCACCGAGCAAUCAUGAAGAUCCCUCAAUCGAAGUUUCCGAGCUUUCAGAGCGUAGAAAGGCUUUGUUUGAACCGUUAGAACCUAUAAAGAACAUCAAUGGCCGACGACCCUCGGCCGAGUCUUUGCUUCCUCCACCUGACUUUGAGUCUCCUAACUAUCCGAAGGGAUGGUUGAUCGGAAAAAAACGAAAGCUCGUUAACGUGGAUGUCGUUGAAAGCAUGAGAAGGAUUGCUGUCCAAGAAAUGAAUAGAAAGGAUAGGGAAAUAGAUGGACUAAACGAACAAUUAGACGAAGAUUCACGGUGUCUUGAGCUUUUGCAAGUUCAACUUGUGGAAGAACGAAGCAAACGUUCUCGACUCGAAAGAGACAAUGAAAUGCUCCAAGAUCAAGUGAACAUGCUUAUGAACAUGUUACAAGAAAAUGAGCAAAUGGGAGAUGAAGGACAAGAAAUGGGAGAUGAAGAUCAAGAUGACCUUUAAAGAUGUAUUUAUAUUAUACAACAAGUGUGUGCAUGCUUGUGUGUUUUAUUAAAUUCUUUUGUAGAUUUUAUCCAUCUUAUGCUAUUAAGUGCAUAUACUCAUGAUAUAAAUAUGGAGAGUAAUCAAAACAUUACUGAACAUAUUUGAUUAUCUCAAAAACAGAAAGAAUUUUUGUUUUUGUUUU
Molecule: messenger RNA, 969 nt
Organism: Cicer arietinum (chickpea)
Lineage: Eukaryota; Viridiplantae; Streptophyta; Magnoliopsida; Fabales; Fabaceae
Product: protein HEADING DATE REPRESSOR 1
Biological process (GO): regulation of flower development
Source: RefSeq, a predicted model, not a curated record